GUCAUUACGACGACGCAUACACCUCCAUUCUACAACGAUGGGUAAAAAGGGUGCAAAGAGCAAGAAGGGCGGCGAUGAUUAUUGGGAUGACGCUUUCGAGCAAGACGUCGACCCUAUCAAGAACGGACACGAUGAUGCCGCCGCUGCGGAAGACUCCGAAGUCGAGGAAGCAGGCGGCUUGAUGGCACAAAUGAAGAUCGCCAAGGACAAGAAGAAGAAGAGGGGCGGGAAGGCCGCCGCUGCGGUCGAGGACGACGAACCCCCCACUCCUGAGGAGCCUGCCGAGGAGGUCUCAAAAGCUCCAGUCGAGGUUACUGAGAUUUCCGAUGAUGAGUACUUCGCGCCCAAGAAGGGUAAGAAGGCCAAGAAGGGUGGAAAGCCUGCGACUCCUGCGGCUGAGGAGGAGGAAGAGGCGCCCGCGGCCCCGGCGGAGGAGUUCAGAGUCAAAACGAAGGCUGAGAAAGAACGUGAAAAGAAGGAGCGCGACAAGGCGAAGAAAAAGGCUCAGGCUGAGAAGAAGAAGGGUGGUGCUGGCGCUGCUAAGGCUGAGGCUACCGCCACUACUCCCACUGAGGAGAAGAAGGAGGACGACUCUGCCUCUGCUGGAGCCAAGAAGGGUGGCAAGAAGCUCCCCGCGCAUAUCGCCGCUCUCCAGAAAGCCCAGGAGGAGCGUCGUCGCCAGGAGGAGCUCCAGCGCCAGGCUGAGGAGGAGGAGAGGAAGCGUUUGGAGGAAAUCGAGAGACAAGAGGCUGAGGAGGAAGCGAAACGCGAGGAAGUCAAGCGCUUGAAGAAAGAGAAGGAGAAGGCGAAGAAGGAGCAGCUCCGUGCUGAGGGUAAGCUUCUUUCUAAGAAGCAGAAAGAGCAACAAGCCCAAGCGCAACGACGACUCCAGCAACUCCUCGACUCCGGUGUCAAGGUCGAGGGAUUAGCUGCUGAAGAGGAAGAGGAGAAGAAACCCAAGAAGGUCGUAUACACCUCUCGAAACAAGAAGAAGCAGGAGGAGGAAGCGAAGAAGAAGGCCGAUGAAGAGGCGAAGCGCAAGGUUGAAGAGGAGGCGAAGCGGAAGGCGGAGGAGGAGGCCAAGAAGGAGGGUGAGGAUGAGGAUGGGGACGAUUUGUUGGAGGAUUGGGAGGCAGCUCUCGGCAGUGAUGGUGAGGUUAAGGAUGCAUGGGAUGCGCCGUCUGAGGAUGAGAAGGAGGAGGCUACGCCUGAGGAGAUCACUCCUGAGGCCGAGGAGGAGGACGAGGAUGAUGAGGAUGAGGGCAGCGAUGAGGAUUCGAACGAUGACUCAGACUCAGACUCUGAUUCUGAUUCCGAUGACGACUCAUCUGACGAGGAGCAAUCCGCAAACCAGCGCAUGUUGGCCCAGCGUAAAGCCGAGGCAGCAAAGGCCCGCGAAGAACGUCACAAAUCCGCCAUGGCCGCCCGCUCCGCCGACAACCUCCGCUCCCCAAUCGCCUGUAUUCUUGGUCACGUCGAUACCGGAAAAACCAAACUCCUCGACAAAAUCCGUCAAACGAACGUCCAAGAAGGCGAAGCCGGAGGAAUCACACAGCAAAUCGGAGCCACCUACUUCCCGAUGGAUGCGAUUGUUAAGAAGACUGCUGUCCUUGACAACAAGGGUGAUUUCGAGUUCAAGCUGCCUGGGUUGUUGGUUAUUGACACACCUGGACACGAGUCUUUCACGAAUUUGAGGUCUCGUGGAAGUUCGCUUUGUAAUAUUGCGGUUUUGGUGGUUGAUAUCAUGCACGGUCUCGAGCCCCAAACUCUCGAGUCCAUCCGGUUGUUGAAGGAGAGGAAGACCCCGUUCAUCGUAGCUCUCAACAAGAUCGACCGUCUUUACGGCUGGGACCCUACUCCCAACGGCGGCUUCGAGGCAUCCUUGGCGAAGCAGAAGAAGACUGUCCAGAGGGAGUUCCAGGAUCGCUUGGAGAAGACGCAGUUGGCGUUCGCGGAGCAGGGUCUCAACUCCCAGCUCUUCUCCAAGAACAAGAAUAUGGCCAAGUAUGUCUCGUUGGUUCCUACUUCCGCGCACACGGGAGAGGGUAUUCCCGAUCUCUUGUUCUUGUUGUGUAAGUUGACGCAGGAGAGGAUGACUGGGCGUCUCAUGUUCGUCUCUGAGCUCGAGUGUACUGUGCUUGAAGUCAAGAUGAUCGAGGGAUUGGGAACGACGAUUGAUGUCGUCUUGGUCAAUGGUGUCUUGCAUGAGGGUGAUAAGAUCGUUGUGUGUGGUAUCAAUGGACCCAUCGUGACGCACAUCCGUGCGUUGUUGACACCCCAGCCGAUGAAGGAGUUACGUGUCAAGUCCGCGUACGUGCACCACAAGUCUAUCAAGGCUGCCAUGGGAGUCAAGAUUUCUGCGAACGAUUUGGAUAAGGCGAUUGCUGGUUCUAGGUUGUUUGUGUGUGGACCUGACGAUGAUGAGGAGGAGUUGAAGGAUGCUGUCAUGGAGGAUUUGCAGGAUAUGUUGUCUCGUAUUGACACUACUGACCGCGGUGUCUGCGUGCAGGCGUCUACUCUUGGUGCACUUGAGGCGUUGUUGGAGUUCUUGCGUACCUCUAAAAUUCCCGUCUCUGGUAUCAACAUCGGUCCUGUCUACAAGAAGGAUGUCAUGCGUGCCGGUGCGAUGCUGGAGAAGAACAAGGAGUUCGCAGUUUUGCUCUGUUUCGAUGUCAAGGUCGACAAGGAUGCUCAACACCUCGCUGACGAAGCCGGUGUCAAGAUCUUCACUGCGGACAUUAUUUACCACUUGUUCGACCAGUUCACUGAGUACCAGACUAAGAUGCUCGAGCAGAAGAGGGUGGAGGGUGCGGCGAUCGCUGUGUACCCUUGCGUGUUGAGGACCGUUGCUGUCUUUGCCCGUAAAGACCCUAUCUUGUUGGGAUGUGAUGUCGUCGAGGGUGCCUUGCGCGUGGGUACUCCCAUCUGUACCAUCAAGGAUGGCGAGGUUAUCUCCCUUGGUAACGUCACCUCCAUCGAGUCCAACCACAAGUCCGUCGAUGUCGUGAAGAAGGGUCAGGCUGGUGGUGGUGUCGCCGUCAAGAUCGAGGGACAGAACCAGCCCCUCAUUGGUCGUCAGGUCUCGGAUAAGGACCCGCUUUACUCUCAGAUCUCAAGAAAGAGUAUUGAUGUCCUCAAGGAUCCCGCGUUCAGAGAUUCCGUGUCAAAGGAGGAGUGGGCUUUGAUUGUGCAGUUGAAGAAGGUGUUUGGAAUCUUGUAG
Messenger RNA from Saitoella complicata NRRL Y-17804, 3220 nucleotides. RefSeq lists its product as uncharacterized. Bases 38 to 3220 code for a protein of 1060 amino acids. The transcript has 2 exons. Gene Ontology annotation, molecular function: translation initiation factor activity; GTP binding; GTPase activity. Lineage: Eukaryota; Fungi; Ascomycota; Saitoellomycetes; Saitoellales; Saitoellaceae. The record is from RefSeq and is a predicted model, not a curated record.